AGUAUAUGAUAAUGGGGUUGAAAAUAGAAGCUAUUUACCCAAAAGACAGCUCUGAUGCCACCAUUCAACUCAGAGAGUGUCAUUCACAAACAUCUGAACAGGUAUUUAAGGCAUUACGGAUGGAGAGCAAGUACUGAUUGAACCAACGAAAACGGGCUUUUGAAGAGAAGAAAUAUGACUUCAAGACUUUUGUCAAUCAAUCUUACCAAACAACUUCUGAAGACCAUCAAGAACCUGUACUAGAAGAGCCUGAAAAUGAUAAAGAGAAGGAAAAUAUUGAUCCCUCCCCAGUCAAAAAAGUUCGCAAGUACAAUAUCUCCUUCAAAGGGACAGGGGCGCUGUCUAAUCUAGGGAAUAUUCUGAACCAAGAGCACCAGGAAUUUGUGAAGAAAGAAGCAAAGAAAUCAGACCAAAAAUCCUCCAAAAAAGUGUUCAUGGCUGGUAAACUCAAACACAAAGUCAUGAAGGAGAAGCUCAAAGAGCAACAAAAGAAGGAAAAUAAACACUACGAGCAUGAAGAUAUUAAUAAAUCUAUAGCAGCCCAAGGUGGAAGAAAUGGAGAUAAGGAGAAGGUCACAGUCAAUGUCCUACCUGAGCGCACCUUUCACAGUGGCAAAAAACGUAGUUUCUACAUCAAAGUAGUAGGCGAAAGUGGUUCUGAAGACUCCAUUGUUGAAAUAGACUCCCAAGAAGCCAAGAAAUCUGUAGCUGAAAGAAAACGUAACAAAAAGGCCAAGAAGAAAUUCACUGAAAAAGUUGACGUCAACUAUGACUACUACUCUGAUAAGGACAAAAUAUCUCCAGAGAAGAUUGUGAUUGACAGCCCGGCUCCACCAGAAUCAGCUGAAAAUAAACCAGAGACUACAGAUUUAACUGACCAAGCAUUAUCAAAGAUCGUAAUGAGAGAUAUAAUGACAGAAGUCACUCUUGCAGAAAGAUAUGAAGCCCAGCAGAUAGCAGUACGCAAUUUGGAGAAAGCCAAAAAGUCUUCUGGAAAAUCAAAGAAGCAGGCAGAUCUACCUUCAAAGAAGGCAGAUCCUGCCUACAAGCCUUCUGCUGGAAGCCAGAAAAAUUCCUCCUCAGAUGUCUCCUUGAUUGAGGAAGGUGACCUAGAAGAGCUCAAAAAAGAAGCAAGAAACGUUCUUAAGAAAAAGAAACGUGUUGUAGUGUUCAACGAAAAAUUUGUGGAAGAUACAGAGGAAGACAUGAGUCAAGAAUAUUGUGUUGAAGAUGACAUCAAAAUCAAGAAAGGAGCUAAGAAAAAGAAACCACCUGUUAAGAAGAGAAAAGUUCCAACUAGAGGAAGAAGAGGGGGAGGAUUCCUAUGUUCUGUUAGAAAAAUUCGGAACUAA
Molecule: messenger RNA, 1352 nt
Organism: Moneuplotes crassus
Lineage: Eukaryota; Ciliophora; Spirotrichea; Euplotida; Euplotidae
Source: the annotation of a GenBank genome assembly